GGAUCAUUAUAUUCUCUCUGCCAUUAUAAACAGACGACCUUCUUCAGUCAUCGUAUUGUUGAUCGCCAAUUCGCUUCAACUAUCAUCUUCAUCCUCACGCCGGCUCUCUCAUACGCACCGGUUCUAAGACACGCAGCUUACCCCUGCCCAUCAACGAUCGACUCGACCCAUUUGCCACUUCAAAAUCACGUGGAAGCCCCCAAGGUUACUCAUCGACUCACCUCACGUGAAGACUCAAACACGAAGCUUUCAUAUCACGUGGAGACCAUCACGUGAUACUCCUUCUCACAUUACAACAACAACCCACACAACCGCCAUCAUGGCGUCGACAUCAACAGCGAGCACCUCCACCCCUCCCCUCGCCGAAACCCUCCUCGCCCUCCCCAUCAACACCCAGCGCCAAUCACCCCUCUACGCGCUCCCCCAAGAGAUCCGCGACCAAAUCUUCGCCUACGCACUCACACCCUACACCCCCAAGGCACCUCCCCCACCCCCAAAGCCAUCGGCGCUCUACCCUUCAACCAGCGCACCGCGCCCGCGCAAGCCGAACCCAUGGAACCCUAUCCGCGCACCCUACGACAUCAACACCCCCUACUCACGCCCCGGCCAGCGCGCAAAGGUCCACCACCCCACGGCCCUGCUGCUGGUCAGCCGCCUCACACACCUCGAGACAGCGCAUAUGCCUGUCCCCUUAGCGACACAUACUUUCUACGCCCCCCCUUCGAGCGGUCCACCAGAUCUGUUGGCGUCACCGGAGUACUUCGCUCGCAUGAGCCCGGCGCAACAAGAUACCGUUCGCCGUGUUCGUGUGUUUGCUGAUGUGGCGUGGUUGCUUAAGGGGGAGUUGAAGGACAUGUGCGCGCAUCCUGCUAUGCGUGGUGUCACCGACUUCUCCCUCGUGGUUCGCUGGUGCGAUUGGCGCGGUUGGGCAUCGAAUGAGGCGCUUAGCCUUGCUAGUCGUCCUCUGCCCUUGGUGCAGGUUGAGGAGGAGGAGGAGCGUUUACAAGACCCGGCCGAGCAGGAGAUGGAGUUCUCUGCGCCACCAACACCAAUGGCCGGUGUCGAGAUGGCUGAUCCCAUGGGGGCACUUGCCCAGGAGGGAUGCGCCGAUGCCCAGGAGGCGCUCGAGGCCGCGAUGGCACAACUCCCGAACUUGAAGUCUGUGUCCCUCUCCCUUGAGGCACCAUACGUCAAGUCCGAUGAGCUCGAGGCGCAACUCUCAGCUGCGCGCGAGUGGACCUUCCACCUCGGCGGCAAGGCUGCGAGGGAGGAGGAGAAGACCGUCAAAGGCGUUGUCUCUAGCGAGGCGGAGUGGGAGGCGCCCAUGUGCGCAUGGAGCGAUUUCUGCGCUCACUGCGGCGGUGGAAUCGGAGAUGAUAAGGCUUGCGAGGAGCGCAAGAGGCGCAGGUGCCGUGGUCUCGGACCGAGAGUCCUUGGUGGUGUUGUGAGGUGGUGCUGAUCGGAUCAGACCAUCUGUUUUCCUGUUGGCUUCGGCCGUUUCUACUGCGGAUUUUGCGAGGUGCUUGUUUCUGGAAGCGACAAAAAAAAUUAUGGGCUUGUCUAAUUGGGGGACGAACGGGAUUUGGGAUUUGUUUUUAUUUUAAUUCAGCGAACGGGAUAAGGGAAAGGGAACAAACAAACAAAAAGUGCAGCGAAUUAGGAAGGGGGGGUGAUCAUAGUGCAUGAGGCCCCUGGCGACCCUGGGAGAGAAUUAGUUAAUACACACAUCACACAUACUUUGCAUAGCGCCCAGGGAUGGGAAUGGGAAGGAAUGGGGAUAUAGCAUAGCUUAGCAUAGCACCCAACUUCGGAUGGAAGCGUCUGAGGACGGAUAAUAAGAUACCAUAAUUUUUUUACCAC
Pseudogymnoascus verrucosus is the source of this 1860-nucleotide messenger RNA. RefSeq lists its product as uncharacterized. The record is from RefSeq and is a predicted model, not a curated record. NCBI's taxonomy places the organism in Eukaryota, Fungi, Ascomycota, Leotiomycetes, Thelebolales, Thelebolaceae. The transcript has a single exon. Bases 320 to 1459 code for a protein of 379 amino acids.